This is a messenger RNA of Artibeus jamaicensis (Jamaican fruit-eating bat), 1684 nucleotides long. RefSeq names its product putative killer cell immunoglobulin-like receptor-like protein KIR3DX1. Lineage: Eukaryota; Metazoa; Chordata; Mammalia; Chiroptera; Phyllostomidae. Bases 24 to 1364 code for a protein of 446 amino acids. The record is from RefSeq and is a predicted model, not a curated record. The transcript has 9 exons.
UCCUGCUCAACAGCAGCAGCAGCAUGUUCCCCAGAUUCCUCAGCCUCCUGGGUCUUGGGUUCUGUCUGGGCCAGAAGAUCUGGACACUUGCAGGUGGGCAUGACAAGCCCUCCCUGUCAGCCUGGCCAAGCCCUGUGGUUCCCCUAGGAGGGAGAGUGACUCUUCAGUGCCAUUACCAUCCUCCGUUUUCCUCAGUCAAACUAACAAAAAUAAAGGGGACCUCCCCUGAGCCCCGGAGAGAUCACAUCACCACCUUCACCAUGAGCCCUGUGACCAUAGAGCAUGCAGGAUCCUACAGAUGUUUUGGACGCCACAGCCGCACAUCUAAUUGGUCAGCAUUCAGCGACACCCUGGACAUCGUGGUCACAGGUGUGUUAAAAAAACCAUCCCUCUCAGCCCAGCCAAGCUCUCUUGUGAACGCAGGAGAGGCUGUGACCCUGCACUGUCACUCAGAACUCGUGUUUGACCAGUUUAUCCUGUGCAAUGAGAAGGAUACAUGGCAUUCCUGGCAGGUUGUGGAGAAGCUCUGUGCCAGGAACAGACAAGGUCACUUCUCCAUGGGCCCCAUGACACCUGCACAUACAGGGACCUACAGAUGCUAUGGCUCUAGUCACUCCUCCUAUGAGUGGUCAGCCCCCAGUGACCCCCUGGAGGUCAUGAUCACAGGAAUGCAGAAGAAACCCACUCUCUCAGCCCAGCCAGGCCCCACGGUGAUGUUGGGGGAUAAUGUGACCUUGUUCUGCCACUCUGAGAGUCGAAAUGACCUGUACCACCUAUGCAGGGAGGGUGAGGCCCAUGGGUGCUGGCUUGCUGGAGGACAGAGUCACCAUGGUGUGUUCCAGGCAGACUUCCCUCUGGGCCCUGUGACCUCAGCUCACAGAGGGACCUACAGAUGCUACAGCUCUUUCAAUCACUCUCAUGUAUGGUCACACCCAAGUGACCCACUGUGCCUUGCCAUCACAGGAUCUUCUACAAGUACUUUCCUCUCACCCACAGAGUCAAGGAUGAGAAAAGAGGCAUCGCCUCCUCAAGAAAACUCCAGCAAGCUGUACAUUCUCAUUGGACUCUCCGUAGCCUUCCUCCUCAUUGGUGUUUCCCUCGCUGCUCUCCUGUAUUACUGGUGUUUCAUCAAAAAACGUGCUGCCUUGAGAGAACCAGAGCCCAAGGAAGACCAGAUGAUGAAUGGCGAGGACCCAGCAGCAGAAGACACACACAGUGUGAUAUAUGCCCAACUGGAUCUCCAACAGAGAGGACUCACGCCGUCUUCCCUGAGUACUAAGGAUGUUUCCAAUGAGCCCAGUGUCUACAUGGAAUUCAGGGUAAACCAGGCCCAUGCUGAGGCCAGGCCUGGCCCUGGGCUCUGAGCACAUACAGUGUUGCCAGGCAAGGACCGGGGUCUCUUUCUAGGAGGAGACCCCCCAGGAACACUCUUCCUUCUUCUCAAACCCAGCCUGACACCUCCACAUAACAGCAGAAGAACUUUGGGCUUGAAGGAGCAUCUUCAGAAUCACACAACCUCUUCAUAAUGGCUCAGCAGUUGUAGGACUGUGGAAACUACCCAACCACAUCCAGAGACAUUAUGCACUCACCUGUACAUCCUGUGAAUCUGAUCACUACCACCCUACAUUUUUCUGAAAUUCUACUAAACCAAACUCUACAGAGCCUGAUGUAUGUACUCCGCCAG